AUGACAGAGGAAGUAGACAGAAGACAUGGCGUAAAUGGUAACAGCAGUAGUAAAGGCGCAAGUGAAGAUGCUCCUGUGAAUAGUUCUGCUCUCACUGCUACUGGUGGGAGACUUAAAUUCUUCAAAGAUGGAAAGUUUAUUCUGGAGCUCGUGCGCGGGUGUGGCGGGAACGGUGAGCGUGCGGGCUGGGUGUCGGUGCAACGAAAGACCUUCUGGCCACCAGCCGCGGCGCCUCCUACGCCGCCCAGCGCGGCGCAUCCGCCCUCCGCCUCACUGUCGGUCUCCGAUGAUAAUAGCUCCGUGCAGUCAUCGCCCUGGCAGCGUGACCACUGCUGGAAGCAAACCGCUCCGCGCAGAAAUAUUUCCAAAGAGUUAGCCAUGUACUAUUGCAGACCGAGUACUCUGCACAUCGCCUCUAUAGAGGCGGCCAGCCGACUCAAAAGGAGGAGGCCGUACGAUACUAGCCACCUGGAUGGUUUAGUGAAUGGUAACAUUUCCAGGAAAACAAUGACAAAUGGAGUCUGCGAUAAGAAAAACGGUGACGUCGCGUCACCAGAAAACAAAAGCAGUAGGGGUGAGGACACAGUCGAUGGCGUCACGUCGAAAACGAAAACGAAUUCGGAUGACGAUCGAUGGACAGAAUUCGAUAGAGAAAAGUACUAUCACAUGAAGCUAAAGAAACCGUAUCAGUAUCGUAAAUUAAGAGUGUAUAAAAAGACGAGACCGGCAAUAAGGCGUAAGGACUUGAUCAAAACUAUAAAUAAGCUCCGUGAGAAGAUUUCAUCGCUUCCGAUGCCUGUGAACGCAAAGCUAGCUAAUUGCAGGCAAGAACACAUGAUGGUCUCACCCAGGAAACGCAUUCUUAGAGAACUAGAGCGAGUGAGUCUUGAGGAUCAGGGGAUGAAGAGACGUGCAAAAACAGUACCUGCGCUGAGCACGGCAUCGUACCCGCCAUCCCCGGGCCCCAGUCACACUGCUCACAAACCUGUCAUCGAAACGCCUGUCCGCACUCAUAACGGUACUGCACCGCGAAAGGAGACAGCCGUUUCCAAGAAUGUCAGCAGUUACAGCAUACACUCUUUACUAAGCAUGCCUGACGAGAGUCCGACGCGAAAAUCGCCGGAAGCUAAGCGAUCACCGCACUCACAUCCGGCUUCGCUAAAGACUGAGUCACCUUCGAGCAUAAAUUCGCCAGACCUGAGUCCCAGUCCAGACAAUUACCGCUAUCGGUACUCCACGUUGAUGGGCUCACCUGGGCAGGGGGCUGUAGCGCGAGAUUCGCCAACGCCACCAUUAGAGUUAGCGCGGUACCGGCCGCCGUAUCCGCCGCCCACGUCACCGUAUGGGGUGCGAGGUUGGUCGGUUGGUGGAGGCGCCCAGUACCGUGGAUCUCCGGGCCGCGAGGAGUGGGCACGUGAAGUACCUUAUGUGUACCCAUACCCUUACAUGGCACCGUUGUAUCGAGCUCCACCUCCACUCUGGAUGCACUACCCGAUGUCGACUGGUGUUCCCCCCGGCCCUUGGGCGCCACUAGCAAUGCCUCUUGCUAACGACCACAUACCUAAGGAAGAACCCACUUCAGAUUUGCCGCUUAACUUGUCGAAGCACUAA
Molecule: messenger RNA, 1611 nt
Organism: Arctia plantaginis
Lineage: Eukaryota; Metazoa; Arthropoda; Insecta; Lepidoptera; Erebidae
Source: the annotation of a GenBank genome assembly